This is a messenger RNA of Cuculus canorus (common cuckoo), 1770 nucleotides long. RefSeq names its product GAR1 ribonucleoprotein (gene GAR1). Gene Ontology annotation, biological process: ribosome biogenesis; snoRNA guided rRNA pseudouridine synthesis. Gene Ontology annotation, molecular function: box H/ACA snoRNA binding. The transcript has 6 exons. The record is from RefSeq and is a predicted model, not a curated record. The coding region runs from base 617 to 1273 and encodes 218 amino acids. NCBI's taxonomy places the organism in Eukaryota, Metazoa, Chordata, Aves, Cuculiformes, Cuculidae. Gene Ontology annotation, cellular component: box H/ACA snoRNP complex.
ACUCUUCGUUCCUCAUUGUCAUCCCUCGCCCGUCGCCUCUUGCCCCUCAUCCUCCGCUUCUCGCUCCUCAUCCCUCACCUGUCAUCCCUUGUCCUUUAUCCUCAUCCCUCGCCCGUCAUCUCUUGCCUGUCGCCCCUCAUCCCUGGCCCCUCAUCCGUGGGGCUUCGCAGCCCUGAGGGAGCAGGGGGCCGCGCUGGGCUGUGGGCCGGGGCUGGAGGGCAGGUGCUCUCUGCGGGGAACCUGUACUCGGGCUGCAUGCUGUGCCCUGGGCCCUGCGAGGGGUGCACCCCCUGUGUCCUGCUCCUCCACGGGGCUGGAGGGUGGCACAGCCUUCUCCUGAGGCUGCAGGGUCACGUUCAGCCCUCAAGUGUGAGAGUGGAAAACGUACUAUUGCUGUUAGUCACUUUUUGUAGGUAGACAUUGCAGUGGAUGAAGUUUCGGGUGUAAACUGGAUAUUUUUUUACAUGCCUGCGUGAUUGUAAUGAAGCCCGAAACGGCUAAGCAUUAAAUUAACAAACAGGGCUGUCAGGAGACUUGAAUUUGUAGAGCAUAUAAAAUGUGAAUUGCCUUUUAUUCUUAAACACCUGAUUUUUGUCCACUAUUUAGGAGGUAGAGAAUGUCUUUUCGUGGAAGAGGAGGUGGGGGAGGAAGAGGAGGUGGCUUCAAUCGUGGAGGAGGUGGAGGUGACAGAGGCGGCUUUAAUCGUGAAAGAGGUGGCUUUGGACGAGGAGGUGGACGAGGAGGACGAGGAGGCUUCAACAGAGGCGGAUAUGACCAGGGGCCUCCAGAAAGGGUAGUUUUAUUGGGAGAGUUUAUGCAUCCUUGUGAAGAUGACAUUGUUUGUAAAUGUAAAACGGAAGAAAACAAGGUGCCUUAUUUCAAUGCCCCAGUGUACUUGGAUAAUAAGGAACAGAUUGGCAAAGUGGAUGAAAUCUUCGGACAGCUGAGAGAUUUUUAUUUUUCAGUGAAACUGUCUGAGAAUAUGAAAGCCUCUUCAUUUAAAAAAAUGCAAAAGUUUUACAUUGAUCCAGCAAAGCUGCUACCCCUUCAGAGAUUUUUGCCAAGGCCACCUGGAGAAAAAGGUGCUCCCAGAGGAGGUGGUAGAGGAGGACGUGGUGGAGGACGUGGAGGAGGAAGAGGUGGUGGUAGAGGAGGAUUUGGAGGAGGAAGAGGUGGAGGAAGAGGAGGAUUCAGGGGAGGAAGAGGUGGCGGAGGAGGAGGAUUCAGAGGAGGAAGAGGUGGUGGAGGAGGCUUUCGGGGAAGGGGAUAUUAAAAAUGGAGCCGUGAAUAUCUCCCCACUGUCUUACCAUAUGAUCUGUGGAAGUGAAGAAUGAGGAAAAAUUUUUGUAAAGGACCCUGAAAAAGUUCUUUUUAUGAAGAACUUGAAGCUGUAAAAUGACAAUUAUUUUUACACUUAGUGACUGUUGAUCAACACAGUGAGGAAAGCGUAGCUCCAGAUGAAGAACUGGACUGCUCAGAAAAUACUUGAACUUUUUCAAAUAAGCCAGGAUUCAAUGUUAUUCUUAAACUGUUUCUGACAGGUGGCAUAGUCUUUGCUUGACUUCAUGUUGGAGUUUGGAGUAAACAAUCAAUUGAAAUGUUUUUUGAGAAAACCCUAUAGGAUCUCCACCUGCACAUUCAUCAGCACGAACCCGUUGUCUAUGUGUGACUGAUCCCUGGUUCUCCUUUUUAUAUUGAGUCUUCCGGGUUGCUCUAAAGUGGGCAUGCCUUUUAAACAACCUUUGUGAACCUUUUUUUGCAAACUAAACU